Acinonyx jubatus (cheetah) is the source of this 3866-nucleotide messenger RNA. It is a transcript of the gene HSPA4L, whose product is annotated as heat shock protein family A (Hsp70) member 4 like. Gene Ontology annotation, biological process: protein folding. The transcript has 20 exons. Lineage: Eukaryota; Metazoa; Chordata; Mammalia; Carnivora; Felidae. Gene Ontology annotation, molecular function: ATP binding; ATP-dependent protein folding chaperone. Gene Ontology annotation, cellular component: nucleus; cytosol. The record is from RefSeq and is a predicted model, not a curated record. Bases 248 to 2770 code for a protein of 840 amino acids.
CGCCUCCAUUUUCCAGAUCUUUCUCGAACCCGCAGCUCCUCGGGCAGCCGUUGUCCGAGUACUGACGGAAGGGGCCGAAGUCUAGGCGGGGAGCAGCCUCGGGCGCGGAGAGGAGACUCGCGCACCUCCCUGGCUGCCGAGCGCGCAGGCGCAGACGAGUCCCAAUUCCUUGAGCAAGAGCUCAGAAGAGGACGCUGUUCCCGCACAAGAGGCUUCAGCACAAGCGCCCCGACGAUUAGGAGGCGGGAUGUCUGUGGUUGGCAUUGACCUCGGCUUUCUCAACUGCUACAUCGCUGUAGCAAGGAGUGGCGGCAUCGAGACCAUCGCCAAUGAGUACAGCGACAGGUGUACCCCGGCCUGUAUAUCUUUGGGAUCGAGAACUCGAGCCAUUGGAAAUGCAGCUAAGAGCCAGAUAGUCACGAAUGUAAGAAAUACAAUUCAUGGCUUCAAAAAGCUUCAUGGGCGAUCAUUUGAUGAUCCCAUUGUGCAAACUGAAAGGAUCAGGCUUCCUUAUGAGCUGCAGAAGAUGCCUAAUGGAAGUGCAGGAGUUAAGGUGCGGUACCUAGAAGAAGAGAGACCUUUUGCAAUUGAGCAAGUUACUGGAAUGCUGUUGGCCAAACUUAAAGAGACUUCAGAAAAUGCUUUGAAGAAACCAGUGGCUGACUGUGUGAUUUCAAUUCCUAGCUUUUUCACUGAUGCUGAGAGAAGAUCUGUGAUGGCUGCAGCCCAGGUUGCAGGUUUAAAUUGUUUAAGGUUGAUGAAUGAAACUACAGCAGUGGCACUAGCAUAUGGAAUUUAUAAACAGGAUCUUCCCCCAUUAGAUGAGAAACCAAGAAAUGUAAUAUUUAUUGAUAUGGGACAUUCUGCCUACCAGGUCUCGGUUUGUGCUUUUAACAAAGGAAAACUUAAAGUCUUGGCUACCACUUUUGAUCCAUAUUUGGGUGGCAGGAACUUUGAUGAGGCUUUAGUAGACUACUUCUGUGAGGAGUUCAAGACCAAAUAUAAGAUAAAUGUGAAAGAAAAUUCUCGGGCCUUAUUGCGCUUAUAUCAGGAAUGUGAAAAACUGAAGAAGCUAAUGAGUGCAAAUGCAUCAGAUCUUCCACUGAACAUUGAGUGUUUCAUGAAUGACCUUGAUGUGUCUAGUAAAAUGAACAGGGCUCAGUUUGAACAAUUAUGUGCUUCCCUCUUCACCAGGGUUGAGCCACCAUUAAAAGCAGUAAUGGAACAAGCUAACUUGCAACGUGAGGACAUAAGUAGUAUAGAAAUUGUAGGGGGAGCAACACGAAUUCCUGCCGUGAAAGAACAAAUCACUAAGUUCUUUCUUAAAGACAUAAGUACCACGUUAAAUGCUGAUGAAGCUGUUGCCAGAGGAUGUGCAUUACAGUGUGCGAUUCUCUCACCAGCAUUUAAAGUGCGUGAAUUUUCUAUAACAGACCUUGUUCCCUAUUCAAUCACAUUAAGAUGGAAGACCUCUUUUGAAGAUGGAACUGGGGAAUGUGAAGUAUUUUGUAAGAACCAUCCUGCUCCAUUCUCAAAAGUCAUUACUUUCCACAAGAAGGAACCAUUUGAACUAGAAGCAUUUUAUACUAAUUUACAUGAAGUGCCUUAUCCUGAUCCAAGAAUUGGGAGCUUCACUAUUCAGAAUGUCUUUCCGCAGUCUGAUGGUGAUAGUUCCAAAGUGAAGGUUAAAGUUCGUGUUAACAUCCAUGGAAUCUUCAGUGUGGCCAGUGCAUCAGUAAUUGAGAAGCAAAAUGUAGACGGGGAUCACAGUGAUGCUCCUAUGGAGACAGAAACUUCAUUUAAGAAUGAAAGCAAAGAUGAUGUGGAUAAAAUGCAAGUUGACCAAGAAGAAGGAGGGCAUCAAAAAUGUCAUGCUGAACACACCCCAGAAGAGGAAAUUGAUCAUACAGGAACCAAAACAAAGUCAGCUUCCUCAGACAAACAAGACCGAUUAAACCAGACCAUUAAAAAAGGAAAAGUCAAGAGUAUUGAUCUGCCUAUUCAGAGUAGCCUGUGUAGACAAUUGGGCCAAGAUCUUCUCAACAGCUACAUUGAAAAUGAGGGGAAGAUGAUAAUGCAAGAUAAAUUAGAGAAAGAAAGAAAUGAUGCUAAGAAUGCUGUUGAAGAAUAUGUAUAUGAUUUUAGAGACAAGCUGGGCACAGUCUAUGAAAAAUUCAUCACUCAAGAAGACUUGAAUAAACUGUCUACAAUAUUGGAAGAUACAGAAAAUUGGCUUUAUGAAGAAGGAGAGGACCAACCUAAACAAAUUUAUGUGGAUAAGCUUCAAGAACUAAAGAAAUAUGGCCAGCCUAUUCAGAUGAGGUACAUGGAACAUGAAGAGAGACCAAAAGCUUUAAACGACUUGGGAAAAAAGAUUCAACUUGUCAUGAAAGUGAUAGAAGCAUACAGAAACAAGGAUGAAAGAUAUGAUCAUUUAGAUCCAGCUGAAGUGGAAAAAGUUGAAAAAUAUAUCAGUGAAGCCAUGAAUUGGCUGAACAGUAAGAUGAAUGCACAGAACAAACUAAGUCUCACUCAAGAUCCUGUGGUGAAAGUCUCCGAAAUAGUUGCAAAGUCAAAGGAACUGGAUAAUUUUUGUAACCCCAUCAUUUACAAGCCCAAACCAAAAGUAGAGGUUGCUGAAGACAAAACAAAAGCUAACAGUGAACACAAUGGACCAACGGAUGGACAGAGUGGGACUGAAACUAAACCAGAUAUGACAAAAGACAGCUCCCAGCAUCCUAAAUCUUCUGGAGAGAUGGAAGUGGACUAAGUCUUAAUUUUACCUUCACAUAAUUCAGACAGUGCAAGCAAUCACCAAGGUCCAUUCUUCCUUUUACAUGUGGUACACACAACAUACGUUCAGUUCUUAACCACGUUUUGUCAUUUGUUUUUUGGAGUAGUUUUGAAAAGUGUUUUAUAUUGAGUGCACUUCUGUUCAUUUCCAUUGCUGCUUAUGUGAAGCUUUAGCUGAGAAUAGAUUUAUAAGUCAGUUUAAGGUUUAUAGGUAUAUAGGUUAUAUCAAAUAUGCGAGACUGAUAUAUAGUUGGCAACAAUCUACCUUAUUUAAAGCUUCUACUUGGAUAAACCUCAGCUCCUGUAUUUAGGAGAGGAUACUGUUUUGCACUAUUGCAGAAGCAUAGAUUUAAUUGCAUCAUCAUUUUGAAAAACAUUGAAAUUGAUGUGGUUUAAAGCCACCGAGGCACUGACUUUUUUCUAGUUAUUGUAGUUAUAAUUUAAAUAUUAAAACAGAUAAUCUUAUUGGUGUGCCAUGAGAACUCCAAAGUGCUGUCAUCACAUAAAUGAACUAAAUCACAUGUUGAAAGGGAAAACACACAAUUUUUAUGUUAAGGUGACACCAGCAGUUUGCAUCUUUUAUUAGUAAUGUGGAUUGAUGUUUCCUCAAGAGUAAUUCAGUGUCAUUUUCACUUGAAACUUCUGAUCUAUUUGUCCUGAAGACCAGCUGCUGCUAACAUAAUACUAGCCUAAAGAUGAGGCAUUUAUGAUGAAAAUACCUUCAUGUUAAGGGGCAAAUGCUAUUGACUGACUCAGAUGUUCAUGUGUGAUGUUGAUAGCCUUGUUUCAGUUUUAAUAGUUGUUUUGUUUUUCUUAAUUGACUUUAAUAUCUGAACACAGGGUUGGGAGAAAUGGCACAAUGUACUGCAUUAUAUACAUUUAUCACUGAUUUACAUAAUGUUAAGAAAUAAACACUUAAAUAAGCGGUAAUACUUGAAAAGAAGUACUUAUACCGUAAGUCUUAGGAAAUAAUGCUUGUAAUAAACUUAACUAUGUUACACAUAUCAACAGGCAUAGAAUGUUACAUAAGUGUAAUAUGAUAUGAUGUGAUUAAAUUAUAGUUCCUGCUGUUA